Messenger RNA from Zonotrichia leucophrys gambelii, 1575 nucleotides. Its product is annotated as SAGA-associated factor 29-like. The transcript has 6 exons. Gene Ontology annotation, cellular component: SAGA complex. The annotation marks the transcript as partial. NCBI's taxonomy places the organism in Eukaryota, Metazoa, Chordata, Aves, Passeriformes, Passerellidae. The record is from RefSeq and is a predicted model, not a curated record.
CGUUCUCCGGAGAGCUCUGGAUAAAAUCGCCGAGAUUAAAUCGCUGCUGGAGGAGCGGCGCAUUGCGGCAAAAAUCGCCGGGAUUUACAGCGAGGCGGAGCCGCCAAGGAAGACGAUGAGGAGGGGGGUGCUGAUGACGCUGCUGCAGCAGUCGGCCAUGACGCUGCCGCUGUGGAUUGGGAAACCCGGAGAAAAACCCCCUCCCCUGUGCGGGGCCGUCCCGGCCGCCGGCGAUUACGUGGCCAAGCCCGGGGACAAAGUGGCCGCCAGGGUGAAGGCGCUGGAAGGGGACGAGCAGUGGAUCCUGGCCGAGGUGGUCAGCUACAGCCACGCUGCCAACAAGUACGAAGUCGAUGACAUCGAUGAGGAGGGAAAAGAACGCCACACCCUCAGCCGCCGCCGCAUCAUCCCCCUGCCCCAAUGGAAAACCAACCCCGAGACCGAUCCCGAGGCUCUGUUCCACAAGGACCAGCUGGUGCUGGCCCUGUACCCCCAAACCACCUGCUUCUACCGGGCCCUCAUCCACGCCCCGCCCCAGCGCCCCCAGGACGAUUAUUCAGUGCUUUUUGAGGACACCUCCUACGCCGACGGUUACUCCCCACCCCUGAAUGUGGCCCAGCGCUACGUCGUGGCCUGCAAGGAGACCAAAAAAAAGUGAAAUUUUGGGUAAAACGAGCCAAAAUUCAGGAAAAAUGACCCAAAAUUUGAAAAGAGUGGCUUGGAAUUUGGGUUGGGGUAGGGAAUGGGAUUUUUGGGGGGUAAAAAUGGGAUUUAAUGGGGGGGAAAAAAGGAAAAAAAUAUUAUUUUUGUAAUGGGGAAAAUUGGAUUUUUUUGGCAGGAAAUUGGGACUUUUAAGGGUAAAAUAUGAGGACUUUUAGGCGGGAAAAUUGGGAUUUUUUUCGGGGGAAAUGAAAGGUAUUUUCAUAGAGAAAAACAACGGUUUCAUGAAGAAAAAGUUGGGGAUUUUUUGGCAAAAAAAUUGGGAUUUUUAUGAGGAAAACUGGGGAUUUUUUGGGGGAAAUUGCGCUUUAUAAGAUGAAAAAAUGGGUUUUUUAAAUAGAAAGUUUGGGAUUUUUUUUGAGAAUUAAUAAGGAAUUUUCUAGGGAAAAUUUAGAAUUUUUAAGGGGAAUAAUUAGGAAUUCUUAGGGGAAAAAACUGGGAAUUUUUUUUGGCACAUUCAAAAUAUUAUUGGGGGUGAUUUGGGCUUUUUAAGGGUAAAAAUUGGGAAUUUUGGGGGGAAAUGUGGAAAUUUUUUUUGUUAAAAUUAAUAAAAAAGCUAUAAAAUUUGAGGAAAAAUACUGAAAAUUUUUGGGAGUGUUUGAAGGACCCCAAAAAAUAAAAUGGAGGAAAAAAAUUGGAAAAAACAAAGGAAACAGGAAAAGAAGUUUAAAAAAACAGGUAAAAAAUGUGAAUUCCAUCUCUCAAAAUGGCCGCCAAAAGAGGGAGGGGCAAAAGCAAAUUACAUCAUAGGGGUGUGGCCUAACAAAGCCACACCCUCGAAAUAAUAAACAACAAAUUAAUUUUAUUAUUUAAAAAUUUAUUGCGAAUAAAUAAAUUAAAAAUGUUAAAAACUCA